CCGGACGUCACUCUCUGUCCUGCGAUCUUUAAGUAAGGAUCCCAAUCCCAGCAAGCCGCGAUCUCGUGCAGCCAGCAGCAGCAGCCAACCGAAAGUCGUAAAAGGAUACCUUUUAUCCUACCCACCUUAACUCAAUACAACCACAACAACCAUGCCGGGACUUUCGGAUCCAGUCGCGUUCAUCAAGGACUUUGCCGCCGGUGGCAUCUCGGCCGCAAUCUCCAAGACGGCCGUCGCCCCGAUCGAGCGCGUCAAGCUGCUGCUACAGGUGCAGCACAUCUCGAAGCAGAUCGCCGAAGCCGACCGGUACAAGGGCAUGGUCGACUGCUUCGUGCGCAUCCCGCGGGAGCAGGGCUUCUCCGCCUUCUGGCGCGGCAACCUUGCCAACGUCAUCCGUUACUUCCCGACGCAGGCCCUCAACUUCGCGUUCAAGGACAAGUACAAGCAGGUGUUCCUGGGCGGUGUCGACAAGAACACGCAGUUCACGCGCUACUUCAUCGGCAACCUCGCCUCGGGCGGUAUGGCCGGUGCCACCUCGCUGUGCUUCGUCUACCCGCUUGACUUCGCCCGUACCCGUCUGGCCGCUGAUGUCGGCAAGGGUGCGGAGGCGCGUGAGUUCAAGGGUCUCGGCGAUUGUAUCUCGAAGAUCUUCAAGACUGACGGUCUGGUCGGUCUGUACCGAGGCUUCGGCGUAUCCGUCCAGGGUAUCAUCAUCUACCGUGCCGCCUACUUCGGCUUCUACGAUACUGCCCGUGGCAUGCUGCCGAACCCGAAGACGACACCGUGGUACGUGAGCUGGGCCAUCGCCCAGUGCGUGACCACCGUCGCCGGUAUCGUCUCCUAUCCGUUCGACACCGUCCGUCGUCGCAUGAUGAUGCAGUCCGGCCGCGCCAAGUCCGAGAUCGUGUACAAGGGCACGCUUCACUGCUGGGCCACGAUCGCCAAGCAGGAGGGUACCGGUGCCUUCUUCAAGGGCGCCUUCUCGAACGUGCUCCGCGGUACUGGCGGUGCAUUUGUGCUGGUGCUGUACGAUGAAAUCAAGAAGGUCCUGUAAAAUCUUCCACCCCUAACUGUUUGUAACCUUCCACCAACCUUCCAACGACACCGCCAAUGAAAAACCCCCUAUUUCCCGUUUUGAUGAUUCCCUUCCCUAGCUUAAAAUUCCCUCCAUUCCAAUUGUCCAGCUCCGAUUUCCAUCGUACAGGGCGCGCCCAAUUCCAACGAACUCAAAUGCCCCACAACAACGCUCGGAUAUUGGCGUAUGAGUUGCAAAAAAAAAAAUGGACCGCUUUUGCGGGUUGUAAACCGGACUCGAUCUAGUACAUGCACUUGCAAAAAAACCCCCACUCCAUCGAACCGAACAGUAAAGUGUGUGUUCUUCCGAGCCCGAUAGUGUGCCGUAGCGAA
Molecule: messenger RNA, 1407 nt
Organism: Anopheles arabiensis
Lineage: Eukaryota; Metazoa; Arthropoda; Insecta; Diptera; Culicidae
Product: ADP,ATP carrier protein 2
Exons: 4
Coding region: 152-1054 (300 amino acids)
Biological process (GO): mitochondrial ADP transmembrane transport; mitochondrial ATP transmembrane transport
Cellular component (GO): mitochondrial inner membrane
Molecular function (GO): ATP:ADP antiporter activity
Source: RefSeq, a predicted model, not a curated record